Messenger RNA from Ylistrum balloti, 2004 nucleotides. Its product is annotated as E3 ubiquitin-protein ligase TRIM71-like. Bases 1 to 2004 code for a protein of 667 amino acids. The record is from RefSeq and is a predicted model, not a curated record. The transcript has a single exon. Gene Ontology annotation, molecular function: zinc ion binding. NCBI's taxonomy places the organism in Eukaryota, Metazoa, Mollusca, Bivalvia, Pectinida, Pectinidae.
AUGGUUUUACAAAAAGUGCCCUCUUUAGGGCAGCAUGUUCAUGACAGGGAGAACGGUCUUACAAUGUACAAUUCUAUACUCCAGGAAUCUGACGAGUAUCUCAAAUGUGGUGUAUGCUGGGAGGUUCCAACCCAAACCAUUACUCUGAAAUGUGCUCACACAUUUUGUAAGUUGUGUCUUAAGAACGGAUUGAAUUCAAAUGAGAAAAUCGACUGCAAUAUUAUUUGUCCGGUCUGUUUGGUCAACGGCACCAUAACACACUGCCAGGAGGCAGUUGUAGGCGAAAAUGGAAAUGACCGAAAAUGUGACCUCUGUGAGGAGAGGCGACCCGCUGAGGCCAGAUGCAAGGAAUGUCGGGAAAUGCUGUGUAACUUCUGUCACCAGUCUCACAGACGAAGCAAAGCAUCAAAACAUCACAGCAUCACAAUGCUGGGGAAUGUCUACACCGAGGCAGAAGACUUAUCUGGCAGCUGUUGCUCCGUCCAUGAUGAAGACCUCGCCUACUUCUGCCGACCUUGUGACACGGCUGUUUGUAAAAUAUGCCGCACAAAGGAACAUAAAGGACAUAGGACAAGGCCAGUAAAGGUCAUUGUAGGAGACAGGAGAAGACAAAUGGAGGAGAAAGUGGAUUCGGUUUUAAUGGGAUACGUCGGUGUGCUGGAGAAAAAACUAGAGAAGAUUCCGAAGCAGAUUGCUGCGAUUAAAACAAACGCAGAGAGCGUAGUCAUUGACAUAAUUCAACGUUCUGAAAGUAUCAAAGACCAAAUCGACGCCAUUAAGGCAGAGAUGAUCAAAGAUGUUCAUUCUAAAGAAUAUCUGGGUCUGACCAGAUUGGAGCAAUUCAGGACAGAUUUAGAAAAGGAGUUAUUGGCUGUCGGUGAGAGUAUCAAGAGGACACAAAGAGUAUUAAAACAGGGAACAGAUGUUGAAGUAGUGUCUAUAAGUAAACGAUCACUCGAGUUAUUUGAUCGACUAGAAUCAGGACAGUCAUUGCCAAAGUUACAAAAAUUAGAUGUCGAGUUCGAGACAGGAGAACUUGCAAUAGACACGUUAAGGAACGGUUUUGGGCACUGUUCUACACGAAAUUCUGGGUUUACCUGGUCUCGGUCUGUUUCUAUGUGUCAUGGAGAUCCACAAGAUGUUAACAUCAAUUUUGUAUCAGAGUUCCAUUGUUCCGAAGUGGCAGAUGAGGAUAAUGACGAUGAUUUCGUGAAUGAAUCCAUACAUGCAAUGGCGCCUGUGUCACAGGGUGAAACAGCAAUUUGUUGUGGCUGUGAAUCAGAUAGAGUUGUGUUUAUGGACGGAGCCGGCCAUGUUAUCAGUAGUUUGCGAGUGGGUGUCAUGAUUGAUGAUCUGGUCAGAAGGAAUGACCGUUCUGUCGUAAUGUCGUGCUUCCAGGAUCGGUCAAUUAGGGCAAUUGAGGAAAAUGGAAAUGUACGAGAGCUCGUGUCAACUGAGUUCUAUCCACGAGGCUUGGCGUCAGGAUCUGACGGAAGUCUGCUGGUUUGUCUCAUGGACCAAUAUUCUACUUCAGUUACUAAAACAAGUAGGCGCAUGGUUUCUAGACUAGACAGUCAAGGUCAACAAGUGCAGGUGUAUGAAUACAUGGACGGAAACAAACGACUUUUCACGAGACCUUACCGUGUUGUGGAGAACAUCAAUGGAGACAUUUGUGUGACAGACAAGACCUCUAUGGGAUCAGGGCGAGUCGUGGUGUUAGACAGUCUUGGAAAUCUUAAAUUUAUCUACGACGGAAGAUCGGUAUCGGCUGGGGAAAGGCCAUUUUCCCCCUGUGGUAUUGUGUGUGACAGCUACGGCAGGCUUUUAAUAGCUGAUACCAAUAAUCACUGUAUACACAUCGUGGACAAACAUGGUCAGUUCGUCAGCUUUCUGCUGCGGAAGGAAGACGGUAUAACAUGUCCCACAUCUUUAGGACUUAAUGGCGAGGGACAAUUGUGGGUAGGAAACGAAAACGGACAAAUGAAAAUAUAUCAAUAUCUGUAA